Messenger RNA from Phlebotomus argentipes, 1558 nucleotides. RefSeq names its product 3-ketoacyl-CoA thiolase, mitochondrial (gene yip2). Gene Ontology annotation, biological process: fatty acid beta-oxidation. The transcript has 6 exons. Bases 127 to 1323 code for a protein of 398 amino acids. Lineage: Eukaryota; Metazoa; Arthropoda; Insecta; Diptera; Psychodidae. Gene Ontology annotation, molecular function: acetyl-CoA C-acetyltransferase activity. The record is from RefSeq and is a predicted model, not a curated record.
CUUUGACGUUCCUUCAGUGGAGUUUGGACUCGAAUUGGAAUUUGCAGUUUAUUAGCUGAAUUUUGUGUUUUUCCUUUAUUUUCCUUGUAUAUUUCCAUUGAUUUGUGCAUAACAUCCACCUGCGCAAUGUCUGCUGUCACAAAAGGGAUCUUCAUCGUCGCGGCGAAGAGAACGGCUUUCGGGACAUUCGGGGGCGCUUUCAAGAACACCACAACAGCCCAACUCCAAACGGUGGCCGCAAAAGCUGCGAUCGCGGCUUCCGGACUUCAACCAGCGCAGAUCGACACCGUUAACAUUGGGAAUAUUUUAGCGGUCUCCUCAACAGACGGCAUUUAUCUGCCGCGUCACGUGCUGCUGAACUGUGGCAUUCCGCAAGAUCGGCCGGCGCUGGGCGUGAAUCGCCUGUGCGGCUCUGGCUUCCAAGCGGUGGUGAAUGGGGCGCAGGACAUCCUGGUGGGCGCCGCCAAGGUGUCGCUGACCGGCGGCGUGGAGAACAUGACGCAGACGCCGUUCGUGGCGCGCGGCGUGCGCUUCGGCGUGCCGCUGGGCACGAAUGGGGUGCUGGAGGACGCCCUGUGGGCCGGACUCACGGACACGUACUGCAAACUGCCCAUGGCGCUCACGGCGGAGAAUCUGGCGGCGCAGUACAAGAUUCCGCGCGACACCGUCGACAAAUUCGCCCUUAAGUCGCAGCACAGUUGGAAGAAAGGUCACGACGAGGGAGCUUUUGAAGCCGAAAUUGCGCCAAUCAAGAUAAAAGUCAAAGGAAAGGAAGUGGAUUUCACCGUUGACGAACAUCCAAGACCACAAACGACACUCGAAGGUCUGGCCAAAUUGCCGACGUUGUUCAAGAAGGAUGGCGUUGUGACGGCUGGAUCGGCUUCAGGCAUUUGCGAUGGCGGAGCUGCGGUCAUUGUGGCGUCUGAGGAAGCUGUUCGGGAGUACAAUCUGAAGCCAUUGGCUCGCCUUGUGGCCUUUUCGUCUGUUGGCGUGGCGCCGGAAAUCAUGGGAAUCGGUCCAGUGCCGGCGAUUCAGAAUGUUCUCAAGCUCUCCGGGCUGUCGCUCAACGAUAUCGAUCUUAUUGAGAUUAACGAGGCGUUUGGCGUGCAAACUCUUGCCUGCGCUGAAGCACUGAAGCUGGAUCAGGACAAGUUGAAUGUCAACGGCGGUGCCAUCGCUCUGGGUCAUCCUCUGGCUGCCUCCGGGGCGAGAAUCACUGGUCAUCUGGUGCACGAGUUGCGCCGGAAGAAGCUGAAGAGAGCCGUUGGCUCAGCGUGCAUCGGCGGUGGUCAGGGAAUCGCUCUUCUCCUCGAGGCUGUCUAAAAAGGAGUGCAAUUGAAAGACUGCAAAAUCACUGAAGAAGAAACCACAGAGUUUCCCACAAAACUUCCUCAAAUGAUUGAUUUUUUUUUUCUACUCCACAAAAGCUUAUGUCUUAAGUCAACAAUUUUCUAUGAACUGAAACGGUGUUUGUGUGUGAGAAAAAGAUUCCAAUGAGAUAAAAAUGCAAACAAGACAUGAGCGUGUUAUGCAAUAAAUAAUUUUUUGGGUAUAUUGA